GAAGCACCUCGCGCCCCAAGCCAACGGUCACUCAGGAGCCUUGGGAACCCGGCCGAGGGCCGCAUCCCCAGAUGCUGGGGAGCACUGAACGCUGAAUUCCCCUUCCGCGGCGACACCCCACGGCCGCAUCAUGGGUCUGUACCUGAGUAGGUAUCUGAUUAAGUACCUGGCCAAGCCCGAGCCCACCAUGUCCGCCGCAGCCCAGAAGCACCGGUCCCCGCGGCCCAGGUCUGUCCACCACCGCCAGGUUGGGAACCUGGAAGUGUCCCAAGUGCAGCGGAAGCGCCAGGCCCGGAUCGCACCGCUGCCCACCGCAGCGGCCAGCCUGGAACACGCCCCGGUCCAGAGGGCCACCUUGCCCGAAGCUAGCAGGCUCCUCCCCAGCCGGCCCCGCCAGGCCCUCGCGGGGCUGGACCCCACCAGUGGCCGCCUGAGUCGCACCAAGCGCCGGCUGGGCAAGGCCCAGAACCCCGCGGCGCCCCGCAGCCAGGUCACCAUGCAGAUCGCCGCCCCGCAGCGCCCUGGCAGCCUCUACAGGUGCGCGCGAGCCCAGGAGGGCCCUGACCCCUGCGCCAGGGACACCGUGCUGAGGGCCCUGGGCCAGUGCAGCAAGGGCAGGAGGAAAUUCGAUGGCCCGCUCUGGCUGGAGAGCCCGGAGCCCAAGAGGCAGAGGCAGAGGCAGAGCCCGUCGCCGAAGCUGUCUGCCUUCGUGCCGGUCACCAGGAAUGGCGUGAUCCUUGCCUUCAUGCCCAGGCCUAGUGGGCACCUGCACCGGGGCGCCCGCUCGCGGCCAGCGGAAGGCCACAGAAGGAGACGCGCCGCCGAGGCCUCCCGUGCAGCCUCAGCUCAGCCUCCGCAGCCGGCGGCCAGGCCUGCUGCGGGGACCUCGCCAGACCAGGCCCUGCUCACAGGGCCUCCCGCACAGAGCUGGGAGCAGCUGUGCCACCGCCCGCGGGAGCCCGCCCCAAAGGCGCCCCUCCGCCACUGAGCACGCCUGGCCUGCGGGCACACCUGCUCCAGAGAGAGUGGGGGUCCUGGGACCACAGCCACAGCUCUUCCGUGCACGGAGCCCCCAGCUGGCCUCCUCCUGCUGCAGCCAAGUGUGCCCCAACCCACAGGCCUCUCUCCUCUCCCUGGGAGGUCUUGCUCCAAGGACUGCCCAAGGCGACACACCUGCCUUUCCAGGUCCACGCACACCUGCCUCUUCCGUGUGAGCACGCUGCCCAGGAAGACGGCUUCUUCUCAAGUGCCUGUUUGUCUCCAGUUAAAUAUUUGCUCUAAUUUUAAAUAAAAUUCAUAGUUAUAAUGGCAAGCUGCUUUAUUAU
Oryctolagus cuniculus (rabbit) is the source of this 1325-nucleotide messenger RNA. The record is from RefSeq and is a predicted model, not a curated record. NCBI's taxonomy places the organism in Eukaryota, Metazoa, Chordata, Mammalia, Lagomorpha, Leporidae.